This is a messenger RNA of Aspergillus niger, 240 nucleotides long. RefSeq lists its product as hypothetical. The coding region runs from base 1 to 240 and encodes 79 amino acids. The record is from RefSeq and is a predicted model, not a curated record. Lineage: Eukaryota; Fungi; Ascomycota; Eurotiomycetes; Eurotiales; Aspergillaceae. The transcript is spliced from 2 exons.
AUGCACCACAAGCCACUCGAGAAUUUCUUCAAGGAGAACGGUCAGCAAAAGACCGAUGGGUGGGGGAUGCCAUCCUCAGGGCUUUAUAUACAUCGUUACAUGAGCGACAAAAUCGCAGGAGACAAGCACUAUUGUGUGGAAACGAUGUUGUAUCCCGCCACCAUUUCCGGCCUGAUCGGUGAGGCGUCAGUUAAACAGCUCAGGAUCUCCUUCAAUAACCGAGGCGGAUUGACUGGAUAG